AGUCCCUCGUUGCACCCAGCACUGCCAGCAGUGGCGGCUUCAAGGUGCUGGUGGCGAGGGGAGGAGACGUGGGGAUGGGAGUGGAAGAAGGGUUGAGAGGAGAAGUAUGGAAGAGCGGAGAAGAAGCGGGAAGGAUAGGAGAACAGAAAGGAGGAUCCCUGGAUGGGGGUGUAGCAGCAGCAGCAGCGCCGAGUCCAGCAGUAGAAGACACGCCUUUGCUCUUCAACGUGCUCUCUGACGUUGUAUCCUUCACCUUCCCUCCUGCUCUACCUCCUCAAUCCAACUCUCACCCUCCUGCUGCGGACCCGAGAGUGGAUCCUGCCUCCCAGCCUGCCUCUGAGUCCCGCCCUGCCCUUGCAUCGCCUCUGCUCAUGAUCGGAUUCACCCUGCCGGACCCCUGUGACCCUAGCAGCGGCAACACUCCCUGUGCUGAUAUGCAAGCAUGGGGGGCUGAGCCUGAAUCAACAGUGACCCCUCUGGCAGGAGCACUGGCACCCGUGGCAGCCCCAGUAGCAUCGGAAGCACCAGCAGCAACAUCCGUUCCAGCAGCAGCAGCAGCAGCGGAAGCAGCAGCAGCAGCAGCAGCAGCAGCAGCAGCGGCGGCGGCGGCGGCGGUGGCUGUGCAGGGCGUUUCACUGCAGGAGGUUCUUUCCUCCGCCAUCAAUGCGUCCUUCCCAGCAUCUCCUGCCAUAGCCGUACUCUUCCACCCUCUCACAAUGCCCACAUCCCCAUCGCCACCAUCACCAGCAGCAGCACCCUCAACAUCCCUCCAGCCACAUCGCUACCCCCCAGUGGAUGGCUGGCAGCUGCUGGACGCGCGUCUGCUCUGGCAGCAGCAGCAGCAGCAGCAGCAGCAGCAGCCUGGCGUUGCCACCUUCUCAGCCCCUUUCCCUGGGCUCUACGCUGUGGCUGUGCAGGAAACCAGCAAUCAAGGCCCCUCAACCACUCUCACCAGCGCCCCACCAGCCACAGAAACGAGCUCGCCCGCUGCAUCCAGCAAGGCGUGGGUGAUAGCGCUAGCAGUCUCUCUCGGCGUGGGUGCUCUCGUUGCCGCGGUGGGGCUGGCAGUGUUCUUUGUUCGGGUUAGAGGGCGCGCCAAGGUUUCACCGCACCUGCGCAAGUGA
Molecule: messenger RNA, 1124 nt
Organism: Closterium sp. Naga37s-1
Lineage: Eukaryota; Viridiplantae; Streptophyta; Zygnematophyceae; Desmidiales; Closteriaceae
Source: the annotation of a GenBank genome assembly